Neurospora tetrasperma FGSC 2508 is the source of this 1371-nucleotide messenger RNA. RefSeq lists its product as uncharacterized. The transcript is spliced from 2 exons. The record is from RefSeq and is a predicted model, not a curated record. Gene Ontology annotation, biological process: potassium ion transport; proton transmembrane transport. Gene Ontology annotation, cellular component: mitochondrial inner membrane. The coding region runs from base 150 to 1217 and encodes 355 amino acids. NCBI's taxonomy places the organism in Eukaryota, Fungi, Ascomycota, Sordariomycetes, Sordariales, Sordariaceae.
ACAAAAUCCCGCCGUCUUUGUGCAUAAUUCGAUACCGAAACAAACCAUCACCAGCUUGGCGCCGACUAGCAUACAUAGUACCUACUCGAACCACCACUUCUUUCCCACCACCUCGCGCGCCAUCACGCGCAACCACCCUUCUCUUCAAAAUGCGCAUCUACCUCCUCCCAAUCUCCACCCGGCGCACCCUCCUCUACUGCCAAAAGCUCCAGCCUCCAUCGUCCGCUUCUACGUCCACAACAAAACAAAAGCAAUCAUGGGGCGACUACAUCCAAACCAAAGCAGCUCUCACCUGGGCCUCCUGGGAAAAGAAGGAGUCCGGCUGGCAAAAGGCCGUCGCCAGCUACGGAAACCAAUUGCUUAGGAAGCUGCCAUACGAAGAAUGGGCCUUGAAGAGCAUGCCACCCUUGACAAAGUCGCGGCAACGACAACUCGAGGCCUUGUUACAGCAACAGGCGCAGGCGGAGGGAGAUUUCGAGAUGGAAUCAGGGGAGAAGGGAGGCAGCAAGAGGGGGAAAGCGGAUGUGGACAAAGUAGAGGUGGUGUAUCCCGGUGGACUGAUCAAGGCGGAACAGGUGCCGAGGAUAUUGCACAAGCUGGCGACGGAGAGAGAGGGCCAUCACAAGAAGUGGUUCUGGUGGUGUUUGGCGGGGAUGCCGGUUACUAUUCCCAUUGGUAUCCUACCUUUAGUCCCCAACCUCCCCUUCUUCUACCUCGUCUACCGCGCCUGGUCCCAUCACCGCGCCCUUGCCGGCGGCAAACACAUUUCUUUCCUCCUCCAACACGCCUCCCGCCUGUUAUCCUACCACCCCUCGCCCAUCCUCGACGAGAUCUACUCCACCCAGCGCUUCCCGCUCCCUUUUACUUCUGAGCCGACCACGGGGCCCGAAGCGGAAACGAUCAAGCACCCAGAUCCGGCCAAGGUAGUCCAGGCGGUCAAUGGUGGAAACACCACCACGGAAAAGACGGAUGGGGUGAACAUGGGUCAUGUCCUGGAACAAAGGGAAGUAGAAGACGGUGAAGUCUUGCUUUUGUCUCAGGAGAAUGCAAAGAAGAUGGUCCAGUUGCUGGAGGUGCCUGAGCUGGAAGUGGAGUUGGAGAGAGCGAUCUGGCAGGUUGAGACGGCGGUGGAGAAGAAGAACAGGGAGAUUGGGGCGGAGGCUAAGGCGGAUGAUACCAAGGAGGUGAAGGAGAAGGAGAAGGUGAAGACGCAGUGAGGCGUCAUGAGGAAUCAGAUGGAAGAAGACGUCUAUGAUGAUGUAUGAUGCGUGGAUGAAAGAUUAAGUUUAGCAUUUGUAUGACUAUAGAGGGACGGAUGAUGGCAGCAUUUAUUAACGAGCAAGCUGGAGUAAACGGUUAGAGGAGAAGGUG